This is a messenger RNA of Penicillium canariense, 1962 nucleotides long. RefSeq lists its product as uncharacterized. The transcript has 3 exons. The record is from RefSeq and is a predicted model, not a curated record. Lineage: Eukaryota; Fungi; Ascomycota; Eurotiomycetes; Eurotiales; Aspergillaceae. Bases 1 to 1962 code for a protein of 653 amino acids.
AUGGCUGCAUGCGCAGAAGACCUGGGGUAUGCGCCCGCGGGCGCCGGUCUUGAUCGUGCGGAGCAGCCCGCGACAUGCUCUUCCAACACCGACACUAACUACCAACCCGCUCCCUCGCCGUCCCCAAUCCACCCUAUCUCUCAGCUCCAAGGCCCCUUUGAAGAGUCAAUAGCUGAAGCCGCUGAUGGUGCUGGGAGCGAGUGGGUGGUGGAACUGGAUGCGCAGACACGCCGGCGAGAUCUACUGGAAAAUGACGAGUACGAGCGGCUGUGUGCGAGGAAAUGGCGGCAGAGGGCCUCCGAAAGAUACCAUCCAUUCUGGAAGCUGGUCUCCCAGAUGGUCUUCGGCGUGCAUCUCCUAGCCAAACGACAAGCGAAGUCUCCAGCAGCAGUGAUGCAUAUUCUGCAGGGCCACGUCGACGAGCUGGAUGGCUUUCUCCAACGUACCACGGAGGACUUCCUGAUCAUCCACCUGGACGUCCGUACGCGCAUCCAGUAUCUCAGUCUGCCGCUCGGAAACCUUACCGCGUUCGACGAGAUGCUCGAGGACCGCAAUUUCCGGCUCGCCCUGGUGUCGUAUAACGACCAGAUCGAGCAUGCCGUCGAGAGAUUCACGCAGGCCAUUAUCGACGCGGUCAAGGAUCUACGGAAGGCGAAAGAGGCGAUGGGAGUCUUGUGGCACUAUCUCCUGCAACUUGGGAAUGAGGGGUGUUUCGAGACGGAUAGCCUGCAGGCCUUCUAUCAGACCAUGAUGGAGAACAUGGAGGGUUGGAUCAUGGCCUUGUCCAAGCUCCGCGGACGUGGAGCGGCGCUUCAGAAGGCACUUGGCCAGCUGGCCUUUGCAGUGACUGAAAUGCAACGGCGGGUGGGUGUGGCGAGUCGGAAGGAUGUGCGAUCCCUCGUCAAAAUGGCAAACAGAGCCUCUGCUCGACCUACGGCGGCCCGACAAAGUCUUUUUACAAGGAAUCCAGGCCGACGCCCCUUAUCAGAAAAGCCGCUCCCUCGCGAUCCAUUCUUGCAGCCCAAGGCUCGUCCCGCCUCCCGAAAGCUCGACGACACUCUCGUGGCAGGAAAGGGCAGUGGUGAUGGCAAUGGGGGAACCAGCGCGCCCAAGGUCUCCAAACGAGAGAGUAUAAUGCCCAAAGUCAUCAGCCGUGCCAAAUCAUGCAGUGCACUUGUGGGAGAAACCGGCAGCGGUACAGACGAUACAGCGCCUCCUCGAACGCCAUCACGACUCACCAGGAAACUCUCGCGGCCCUUCCUCCCCAAGCGGUCCGUCAGCGAGAAGAUCGACACCACCACCACCAACCGGCCAUCGACGGCACCAGUCCGAACCCUGAAAUCCCGCAGCGCCUCGAUAGAGGGGCUCAAAGUCCUAUGGGCUAAUGGCCGGCCGCGCGCCCAGCAAUCAAUGGCGAAACCACCUACACAGGCGCGGCCACAAACUUCCCAGCACCAGCACCAGCACCAGCAGCAACCCGACGGCCUAGACACGUUGAAAGACCAAAUCUCGCACUUCCUCAAGACAGAUCGCGUCGUCGAAGCGUGGGACAAUAUCACCAAAAGCGCAAACUGCUGCGGCACGACGCUCGCCAAAACUAAAGAGUGGCCGAGCAGCAUCUUCCGCGCAAAGUCGACCGAGAGCUUCCGCGCGCGCCCUAGCAACGGCUUGUCGGGUGCAGACCUCGAGCGGCAGAUGUCCUGGGUGCAGGAGCCGGAGUUUCUGAACACGUACUCGCUCAAGCAGCGGCCGGCGACAUCGCCGCGGAUCCAUGUGUUGUCUAUUGCAUUGGACGAGGAGCUGGAUGGCGGUUUUGGUGUGCAUGUGGGCGAUGAUGUGGGCGAAGCUGGUGAGACGGGGUCAAUCAUUACUGCGCUCCCGGCUGUGCCGCCUCCAACGCCUGCGACUAUCAAGUCCGUCGCAGCUGAGGAAAGACCGCGGACGGUUGCUGCGCAGGCGUGA